GGUCGGUGUAGUAAAGCAUGGAGCUGCUCGGGUUUCUGCUGUGGGUGACCGGCUUUCUGCGCUUAAACUCCUCAGCAUCAGGUGUAGGACGGUGUAGUCUGGAGGAGUUUACCUGCACUGCAGAGGGGGUCCACCAUUCUUCCUCCGGCAGCUGUGUGUCUCUCUCCGUGGUAUGUGACGGCUGGCCGGACUGUCCGAAUGGAGCCGACGAGCGACUGGAGGAGUGCGGAGGAGCAAAACCAGGAAAACCAAAGUCCUGUAGCAGCCCUGAGUUCAGCUGCUCUAAUGGACAGUGCGUGCCACACUCAUGGAGGUGUGACCACUCCAGAGACUGCGAGGACGGCAGUGACGAAGACAAUUGCAGUCAGAAUGAGUGUGAGGUGAAUAAUGGCGGCUGCUCUCACGUCUGUUUGGAUCUGCCGCUGGGCUUCGUGUGCGAUUGCCCCCCCGGCAUGCGGCUGGUGCAGGACACUCACUGUGAAGAGGUGGAUCCUUGUCUGGACAGAGAUGUGUGUGAUCAGCUGUGUGUCCAGUCUAGCGGCUCUCUUACAUGUGAGUGUGAGGAGGGGUACCUGAAGACUUCAGAGAGUGGGCGGUGCCUGGCCACAGGUGAUGCUGCAGGUCUGGUUUUCUCCAGCAGUGCAGGGAUUGGCUGGAUGAGCAGCUCAGGUUCAGAUCAGAGGAAAAUCUCAGACAGUACAGGAGCUGCUGGGCCUUUAGCAGCAUCCUUAGCAAACAGCACCCUCUACUGGAGCAACCCUGAGCACACAGGAGUGUACAGGCUGUCUCUGGCUGAUGGAGAUCAGACGCCUGCCGUGCUGUUUGAAGGCACCAGAGGAAUUGUGGGAUUGGCUGUGGACUGGGUGCAUGAGCUUCUGUACUGGACCAGCAAUCACACUCGAGCUUUACACGUCUCCUCUCUGAACGGAUCAGAACAGCACAGAGCGCUCAUCACCGGACUGACCCGACCCGCCGCCGUCGCUGUCCAGCCUCUGCUGCGGUUGCUGUUCUGGGCGGAUGGUGGGGUUUCACCCAGGAUUGAGCAGUCCAGUCUUGAUGGAAUGGACAGAAAAGCCCUGGUUACCUCGAUAAUACGCAACCCGGUCUCCAUCUGUUUAGAUAUUCCCCGUGGGCUGCUGUACUGGGCGGACUCAGGACUCCACACCAUAUCACGGGUCAGAUACGACGGGCAGCAUCGGAAGACGGUGGUGGAAUCGAACGGUUAUCUGGACGAGCCGUUUGGACUGGCAGUAUUUGAGGGUCGUGUGUACUGGAGUGACCAGGUGACCGGCUCGAUCUGUAGCGCAGAUAAACAUAAUGGGAGAUCGCUGAGAGUGACUCAGAACGCUGGGACGCGUUUCCCUGCAGGACUGCUGAUUUAUCACCCACUCAUCCAGCCCACGGGUGCGGUUCUGUCUCCGGCUGAGCCUGACGCUGAUGCUGCGGCGGCUGGUUCCGCCUCCCCCUGGAUCCUCUCUCUGAUUGUUUUUCUCUGCAUUCUGCUGGCAGUUCUCCUGCUGUGCUGGAGGAGAUCAGACCCAGCUCCUACUUCCACACUGAUGGAUUCGCAGGAUCCCCUCGUCCCGUCUGCACACGCCCACACACACCCAGACAAAGAUGGCACAUGCAUUGAUUUAUCGCUCUGACACGUGAAGGGAGGAAAUGGACUUAAGCUGCUGUGGCUUUUGGACAGAGUGUGUCGGUGCGUGAUGGUGUGACGUGUUUUUCAUGACCCUCCCAAAUGACUCAACACUUGCUCCUGAUGAAAAAGUCUUCUUCUGGCCCAGUAAUGGUGCUGGAUCUGGACACAGAUGUGGGCGGAGCCCAAAAAUGGCUAGAUCAAUUUAAUUUAUGCUUCAUAAAUGCUGUGCCUGGCUUUAGCUCAGCCACACUCUUCUGUAAACGAUUCUUCUGCAUCUGACUCUGAGCCAUUUCUGUAAACGAGUCUUUUGUGAACAUAAGUAGUUUCUCCCAUCUUUAUUUGACUCCUUUUUUCUAGAAUGAAUCUGAGUCUGAGUCACUUAUGUAAAGAAUCUUUUGCUAAAGUAAAUAAUGAAUCUGAAUUGGUCAAACAAAUCUUGUUUCUACACUCACUGUCCACUUUAUCAGCUCCACUGACCAUAUAGUUUCACUCUGUAGUCCUACAGUUACAGACUGUAGUCCAUCUGUUU
Molecule: messenger RNA, 2171 nt
Organism: Colossoma macropomum (tambaqui)
Lineage: Eukaryota; Metazoa; Chordata; Actinopteri; Characiformes; Serrasalmidae
Product: low-density lipoprotein receptor-related protein 8-like
Exons: 12
Coding region: 18-1646 (542 amino acids)
Molecular function (GO): protein binding; calcium ion binding
Source: RefSeq, a predicted model, not a curated record